AUGUGCCUUAUAGGCGCAGGCCUUCAACUUACACCUAAUGCUACACGUCUCCUUCUGAACUGGUCUGUUUACGACACUAUCCGCGAUCGUGUCUGCGAGCCCAUCGCACUGACUGUCCACAACUAUCGCGGUAAGAUACUUGCGCACGAGGCAGAGUUCGAUGCGAACAUCCGCCGCAAGUACGAAGCGCCAUUCUCCGACUGCCAUCGCGUAGAUCUGCAGCAGGCCAUGGUCAAGCGAGCGCAAGAACUGGGCGUGAUCGUAGUACUGAACGCAAAAGUAACGACUAUAAAUCCGGGCUCGUUCACCGGCGAUAGGGCGCGCGUGACAACCUCGGAGGGCUAG
Molecule: messenger RNA, 345 nt
Organism: Alternaria novae-zelandiae
Lineage: Eukaryota; Fungi; Ascomycota; Dothideomycetes; Pleosporales; Pleosporaceae
Exons: 2
Coding region: 1-345 (114 amino acids)
Biological process (GO): secondary metabolite biosynthetic process
Molecular function (GO): monooxygenase activity
Source: RefSeq, a predicted model, not a curated record